Varanus komodoensis (Komodo dragon) is the source of this 1260-nucleotide messenger RNA. It is a transcript of the gene CHST1, whose product is annotated as carbohydrate sulfotransferase 1. Bases 1 to 1260 code for a protein of 419 amino acids. The transcript has a single exon. The record is from RefSeq and is a predicted model, not a curated record. Gene Ontology annotation, cellular component: Golgi membrane. Lineage: Eukaryota; Metazoa; Chordata; Lepidosauria; Squamata; Varanidae. Gene Ontology annotation, molecular function: N-acetylglucosamine 6-O-sulfotransferase activity; keratan sulfotransferase activity. Gene Ontology annotation, biological process: carbohydrate metabolic process; N-acetylglucosamine metabolic process; keratan sulfate proteoglycan metabolic process.
AUGCAAUGUUCUUGGAAGGCUGUCCUCCUACUUGCUUUGGCCUCCAUUGCUAUCCAGUACACAGCUAUCCGCACCUUCACAACCAAGUCCUUCCAUAGCUGUCCUGUACCUAACCCAAUGAACUGCACCCUGAACCAGGAGGCUGAAUCAGCUGACAGACUGUGUGAUGAAAGCCCGACGUUUGCUUAUAACCUCUCCAGAAAGACACAUGUCCUGAUCUUGGCAACCACCAGAAGUGGCUCCUCUUUUGUUGGGCAGCUCUUUAACCAGCACUUUGAUGUCUUCUAUUUAUUUGAGCCCCUCUACCAUGUCCAGUACACCUUGAUCCCAAAGCUGACACAGACCAAGGGUUCCACAGACCGACGGAUCAUGCUGGGGGCUGGCAGAGAUUUGCUGAGGAGCCUCUAUGAUUGUGAUCUCUAUUUUUUGGAAAAUUACAUCAAACCCCAGCCCAUCAACCAUACAACAGACCGGCUCUUCCGGAGAGGGGCCAGCAAAGCUCUUUGCUCCCCACCAGUCUGUGAGACAUCGAUGCCUGUCGAUAUUCCCCUGGAAGAAGGGGAUUGCGUAAAAAAAUGUGGCACUUUGAACCUGACCCUUGCCACUGAAUCGUGCAAAGACCAUGGGCAUGUUGCUAUCAAAACAGUGCGGGUGCCUGAGGUCAAUGACCUCCGAGCCUUAGUGGAUGAUCCCAGGCUCAACUUGAAAAUUAUACAACUGGUGAGGGACCCCAGGGGCAUCCUCGCUUCCAGGAGUGAGACAUUCAGAGACACAUACAGACUUUGGCGGAUUUGGGAUGGCACAGGCAGGAAGCCCUAUAACCUGGAUGUGACACAGCUCACUACUGUCUGUGAGGACUUUUUGAACUCUGUUUCCACUGGACUAAACCGGCCACCGUGGCUCAAGGGCAAGUAUAUGUUAGUGAGGUAUGAAGACCUGGCCAGGAAUCCCUUGAAAAAGACUGAGGAGAUGUAUGAAUUCCUUGGCAUCCCAAUGGACAGCAAUGUGGAACGGUGGAUACAGAACAACACCAGAGGAGACAGAUCUGCAGCCAAACACAAGUAUGGAACUGUCCGAAACUCAGCAGCAACUGCAGAGAAGUGGCGGUUCCGCCUCUCCUAUGAAAUUGUGGCGUUUACGCAGAACGCGUGCCAGCAAGUGUUGGUACAACUGGGUUACAAACUGGUGUCCUCUGAAAAAGAAUUAAAGAACCUGUCCAUCAGUCUGGUGGAAGAGAAGGACUUCUCGCCCUUCUGGUAA